Gavialis gangeticus (Gharial) is the source of this 2140-nucleotide messenger RNA. It is a transcript of the gene SLC6A1, whose product is annotated as solute carrier family 6 member 1. Gene Ontology annotation, cellular component: axon; cell surface; plasma membrane. The record is from RefSeq and is a predicted model, not a curated record. Gene Ontology annotation, biological process: neurotransmitter transport; sodium ion transmembrane transport. Gene Ontology annotation, molecular function: gamma-aminobutyric acid:sodium:chloride symporter activity. Bases 220 to 2019 code for a protein of 599 amino acids. Lineage: Eukaryota; Metazoa; Chordata; Crocodylia; Gavialidae. The transcript has 14 exons.
GCACCUCUGAAUUAUAUUUCUGAUUUUGUAUUUUGCAGAUUAAUAGAGAAGCUGAUUACAGAAUUUCUAGCUGGAUCAUAAACCAUACCAGGAUUAUCUUUUUACAAAACCCUUAACCCCCUAGUUGAGUAAUCAAGAGCCGCAAAGCUGCUGUCCACGUGGACUGGUGCUGAAUUUUCUCGCCCGGCUGCUAGAGCCAAUCCAGCUAAGCCCAGAGACAUGGCAACGAAUGGAACAAAAGUUGCAGAUGGACAAAUCUCAACUGAAGUUAGUGAUGCUUCAAUCACCAAUGAUAAACCUAAAACCUUGGUGGUGAAAGUGCAGAAGAAGAAAUCAGAUAUUCCUGACAGAGACACCUGGAAAGGAAGAUUUGACUUUCUUAUGUCCUGUGUUGGUUAUGCCAUUGGUUUAGGGAAUGUGUGGCGAUUUCCAUACCUUUGUGGCAAGAAUGGUGGAGGGGCAUUCCUGAUUCCAUAUUUCCUUACGUUAAUUUUUGCUGGAGUGCCACUGUUUCUUUUGGAAUGUUCCCUUGGCCAGUACACGUCUAUAGGAGGCCUUGGAGUUUGGAAGCUUGCUCCAAUGUUUAAAGGUGUCGGAUUAGCUGCUGCUGUCCUGUCCUUUUGGCUAAAUAUUUACUACAUUGUGAUUAUUUCUUGGGCCAUAUAUUACUUAUAUAAUUCAUUUACCACAAAUCUCCCUUGGAGGCACUGUGAGAACUCAUGGAACACAGACCGCUGUUUCUCCAAUUAUACUCUAGCAAAUACCACCAACAUGACAAGUGCAGUGCUUGAAUUUUGGGAACGUAACAUGCACCAAAUGACUGAUGGUUUGGAAAAACCAGGGCAGAUCCGAUGGCCAUUAGCAAUUACACUGGCAAUUGCCUGGAUUCUGGUGUACUUUUGCAUCUGGAAGGGGGUAGGCUGGACAGGAAAGGUGGUCUACUUCUCUGCUACUUAUCCAUAUGUCAUGCUGCUUAUCUUGUUCUUCCGUGGAGUAACACUACCUGGAGCAAGGGAAGGCAUUUUGUUCUAUAUAACUCCUAACUUCAGUAAGCUUUCUGAUUCUGAGGUAUGGCUGGAUGCUGCCACACAGAUUUUUUUCUCCUAUGGUUUGGGUCUUGGUUCACUGAUUGCUCUUGGAAGUUACAACCCUUUCCACAAUAAUGUUUACAGGGAUUCCAUUGUAGUGUGCUGCAUAAAUUCAUGCACAAGUAUGUUUGCUGGCUUUGUCAUCUUCUCCAUUGUUGGGUUCAUGGCUAAUGUCACCAAGAGGCCUAUUGCAGAUGUUGCAGCAUCAGGUCCCGGACUGGCAUUUUUAGCUUAUCCAGAAGCAGUGACACAGUUACCGAUCUCUCCUUUGUGGGCAAUUCUGUUCUUCUCCAUGUUGCUUAUGCUUGGAAUAGACAGCCAGUUCUGCACUGUGGAAGGAUUCAUAACAGCCUUGGUGGAUGAAUUUCCAAAGUUAUUACGCAAUCGAAGAGAAAUAUUCAUUGCCGUUGUCUGUGUUGUUUCCUAUCUAAUAGGAUUGUCCAAUAUUACUCAGGGUGGAAUUUAUGUGUUUAAGCUUUUUGACUAUUACUCUGCCAGUGGAAUGAGUCUCUUGUUUCUUGUAUUCUUUGAAUGCAUCUCCAUAUCCUGGUGCUAUGGCGUUAACAGAUUUUAUGACAAUAUCCAAGAGAUGGUGGGAUACAGACCUUGCAUCUGGUGGAAACUCUGCUGGUCAUUCUUCACUCCUAUAAUUGUGGCAGGAGUGUUUAUCUUCAGUGCUGUCCAGAUGACUCCUCUUACUAUGGGGAACUAUGUUUUCCCAACAUGGGGCCAAGGGGUUGGCUGGCUCAUGGCUCUUUCUUCUAUGGUGCUGAUUCCAGGCUAUAUGGCAUACAUGUUUCUUACUUUAAAAGGCUCCUUAAAACAGCGUAUCCAAGUAAUGAUUCAGCCAAGUGAAGACAUAACUCAUCCUGAAAGUGGGCCAGAACAAGCCCAGCAAAGCAACUCUGCCAACAAAGAAGCAUAUAUCUAAAUUUUGGUAUUGGAAAGGUACAAAUGGCACUCUGGAAAAAGGAAAACAAAAAUAGGCUGAAUAUGACCACAACUUUAUGUCUGAGAAUAUAAUCACCUACCUCUAGUGCCAAACAAAAAAA